Messenger RNA from Paramecium sonneborni, 828 nucleotides. The record is from the annotation of a GenBank genome assembly. NCBI's taxonomy places the organism in Eukaryota, Ciliophora, Oligohymenophorea, Peniculida, Parameciidae.
AUGAAUUUUAAUAUUAAGCGGAUGUUUUCAUAUUAAUUAAGUGAAUAGAAUCAAUUGGUUAUUGUUUUUGGAUAAGUCUAAAAUUGCUUCAAAGUAACACCCUAACAGUAUUGCAUUACUAUUUCAGAUAAUUUUGGCAAUAUAGAGUUUUGGUGGCAUCAUGAUAUUUCAAUUGGUAUUUAUGUUGAAGUAUUUGGUACAUUCUAACAAAAGGUUCAUAAUGAUUUAAAAUUUAAUAAGAUAUAUGCGAAAAGAAUAAGUAUGUAAUUUUAGUAAAUAGAAAUAUUUGAGUCUUCAAAUUUUUAUAUGCUUUGUUUUUUGGAAACAAUUUUUGAGUAGAAGUAAGAAAUAAAAGAAGGGAAGCAGCUUUAAUUUUCUAAAAGAAUUCAAGUAGUCGAUCACUUUUAAGAAUUGACUACAGAAAUAGUUGUAUACUACUUAAAAAUAAUUGGAGGUAAGUACCUAAAGAAUGUGGAAAUAGAGAAUGAUUUAGUUCUAAAUCUGGUGGGAGAAGAAUUUGAAGAUUUCAUCUAUUCAGAGGAAGAUUUGAAGAUGUCAAUAUAUAUUUUAGAUAGUGUUGGUAUUUUGAAUGGUAAUGUGGUGUGUAAAUAGGAAUUUUUUAACAUUAUAAAUUUAGUAAAGACUAUUUUAAGUGAUGGAAAAGCAAUAAAUAUAAAGGAAUGUACAAAAAAAAUAAAUGAUUAUUAUUUAUUUAAAGGAUAUUAAUUGUUUACAGAGGAUAUAUCAGUGUGCAUUUUUAAUUUAUUUCUCUUGAAUUAUAUAUGCAUAUAAGAUUCAAAUAAUUCGAUAAUAAUAAGAAAAUAAUGA